AUGUCGGACGACCUUAUUUGGAAAGUCAUCAACAAGCAGUUCUGCUCGUUUCAGAUCCGCCCACAUGUCUCGCAGAACGACCAGGCAUUCUGUCGUAACGAAUACAACGUUACUGGUUUGUGUGACCGGAGAUCGUGUCCUUUAGCCAAUGCACAGUAUGCCACGGUGAAACAGGUGGAUGGGAGAAUCUACCUCUAUAUGAAGACGGUUGAGCGGGCACACACGCCGGCCAAUCUCUGGCAACGUAUACGUCUCUCGAAGGAGUAUGCCAAGGCAUUGAAGCAGAUUGACGAGCAGCUCAUGUACUGGAACGAGUUCAACAUCAACAAGUGCAAACAAAGAUUCACCAGGCUCAAGCAGGUGCAAAUCACGGAGCGUCGGAUGGCGUUGAAGGCCGAGAGAGGCGAUGUCAGUGAGCGGAGCUAUGUUGGAGUGAAGCAUAAGGUCAAAAAGAGGGAGGAGAAGAGAGAACGUAAGGCGCUUGCUGCUGCCCGGAUUGAGAAGGCCAUCGAGAAGGAGUUGUUGGAUAGGUUGAAGAGUGGAGCAUAUGGAGACAAGCCAUUGAAUGUUGACGACAAGAUCUGGAAGAAGGUGCUCGGCAAGAUGGAUGACAAUGAGAGGGAGGAUAGGGACCUGGAGAUGGACGAGAUGGAGAGCGAUGAGGACGUUGAGUUAGAUUCCGACUCUGACGACGGUGGUCAGGUUGAGUAUGUUGAGAUGGACGAUGACGAGGAGGACGAGAUGGUCGACAUGGAGGACCUCGAGAAGUGGUUGGGACAAGACAGUGAUGAAGACAGUGAUGAAGACAGCGACGAUGAGGACAAUGACAAUGAGGACAAUGAUGAUGAGGACAAGGACAAGUCCAAACCAAAGAAGAUCAAGACAAAGAGAGCCAAGAGACCGAGAAUCGAGGUGGAAUACGAGGAGGAGCCAAUGACCAACAUUGCCAAUUAG
Molecule: messenger RNA, 954 nt
Organism: Pichia kudriavzevii
Lineage: Eukaryota; Fungi; Ascomycota; Pichiomycetes; Pichiales; Pichiaceae
Exons: 1
Coding region: 1-954 (317 amino acids)
Biological process (GO): maturation of LSU-rRNA; maturation of 5.8S rRNA
Cellular component (GO): preribosome, large subunit precursor; nucleolus
Source: RefSeq, a predicted model, not a curated record